Scatophagus argus is the source of this 4111-nucleotide messenger RNA. It is a transcript of the gene gtf3c3, whose product is annotated as general transcription factor IIIC, polypeptide 3. Gene Ontology annotation, cellular component: transcription factor TFIIIC complex. The transcript is spliced from 19 exons. Gene Ontology annotation, molecular function: protein binding. The record is from RefSeq and is a predicted model, not a curated record. NCBI's taxonomy places the organism in Eukaryota, Metazoa, Chordata, Actinopteri, Scatophagidae. Bases 267 to 3119 code for a protein of 950 amino acids. Gene Ontology annotation, biological process: transcription by RNA polymerase III.
GUCUAAUAACGUUAACCCGGACGUUUUUCAGGUCACGUGACUGUUGUUCAAAAUGCUUGGGUGCCUGGUGCUGAUUUGAAGUGCAGUAACUAGUGAAGAAACUCAAGAAGAUGUCUUCUUCGUCUUCUUCUUCUUCUUCUUGGUUUUCCUCUUCUUCUCCUUAUCGCUUAACAUUCUGUGACUACUGCAGCGUGAUGUGACGCAUUUUGUUUCGAACAAGAACCUGUGGUCCCGUCAGUUAGCUUCAGUCGGAGACACAGACAGACAUGUCUGGUUUCAGCGCUGAACUAAUCGACUACCUGGAGGGUAGGAUAACUUUUGAGGAGUUUGACAAGCGGAGGGACGAGCGGAAAAACAAGGAGCCAGACGUGUUAGCUGAAGAUGUGGACGAUGGUACUCAGCCCUCGACCUCUGCACAAGUCCCGGGGAAUAUCGAGGAGGGAGUCAGCCCGGGGGUCCAGCUGGCCUUCGCCUCCAUGCUGGGAGAAACACCAGAACCACCAUCUUCUGAAGAGGAGGAAGAGGACAGCUUGAGCUAUGUUGAUGAUGAAGAUGAUGAGGAUUACAAGGUGGAGGAAAAUGACAGGGUAAAGGUGAAGCUGGAGAAACCAGAGAAGAAGCAGACUCGAGGAAGGAAAGGAGUGAGAAGGAGGGGGCGUAGGAAGAGGACAGAGGAGGAAGAGGAGGGGGAGGAGGAGGAUGAUGAUGAAGAGGAGGAGGAUCCAACCGUGGGGGACGUGUUUGCACUCGAGAUGGAGCUGAACCGAGAAAACAAGAAGAUGAUGAAGGAGCGACGUCAUCGAAGCAAACUCCCCCGAGCUCUCAGAGGCUUGAUGGGAGAAGCCAACAUCCGCUACGCCAGGGGAGAGAAAGAGGACGCCAUCUUGAUGUGUAUGGAGAUCAUCAGACAGGCUCCUUUGGCCUAUGAGCCGUUCUCCACGUUGGCUAUGAUCUACGAGGACGAUGAAGACAUGGACAAAGCGCUGCAGUUUGGUCUUAUCGCUGCCCACCUGAACCCCUCAGACUGUGAAGAGUGGAUCAGACUGGCAGAAAUGUCUCUGGAGCAGGACAACAUCCGACAGGCCAUUGUCUGCUACACAAAGGCCAUUAAGUAUGACCCCACCAACAUUCGCUACCUGUGGGAGCGCUCCAACCUCCACAUGCGUAUGGGCGAGCAGAAACAUUGCAUGGAUGGCUACCGCAAGAUCCUGUCACUGCUGCCACUGGAGGACGGAGAGCACUUCAUGCAGCUGUCAAAGGACAUGGCCAAGAGUUACUACGAGAGUAACGACUUGCCCUCAGCUCUGGGUGUUGUAGAAGAUGCUCUGGUGCGACACCCCAGCCUGGUCAGCGAUGACUUCAUCAACAUGGCAGCUGAGCUCUAUGUAGCCAACCACCAGUACAACAAGGCUCUGCAGGUCUUGGUCCAGUUUGCAGGUAUAGUUUUGAUCAUGGAUGAGUCCAAAUCAGACAUUACAGAAGCGACACAGGAAGAGACGGAAUCAGAGAAGACGAGUGAGGAGCAGGACAAGAACAGUGAAGAUGGCACAAAGUCGAAGAGUGUGGAGGAAUUAGCAGCAGAGGAGAACGGUAAAAUUAAGGAUGUACAUGUACCAGACAGUGUCCCAGUGGACCUCAGGGCCAAACUCAUGGUCUGCCUGAUACACCUUCAUGUCUACACUCCACUGGAGGGACUAGUGUUAACACUGAUGGAGCAGAGUCCAGAGGAGAUCGGUGACUUGUACCUGGAUGUCGGUGAAGCCUACCUGGAGCAGGGCGAGUACGUGUCUGCCCUGCCUCUGCUGUCUGCCCUCGUCGUAUCCGAAAAGUACAACCUGGCUGUCGUCUGGCUCCGACACGCAGAGUGUCUGAAGGCACUGGGCCACAUGGAGGCGGCAGCAGAAAGCUACACUAAGGUGGUGGAGAUGGCUCCGCUGCACCUCGAGGCCCGGCUGUCGCUGGCCACGCUGCAGCAGCAGCUGGGCCGGCCAAAGUGCGCCCUCAAAGCCCUGGAGUCCAUGUACGACAGUGAAACGCUGGCACAGGACUCGUCAGCUGCACAAAAGGAAUUAAAGCUGCUGUUGCAUCGUUCUACACUGCUGAAAACUCAGGGACAAAUACAGGACUACCUGGAUUCUAUGAUCAUGAUGAUCUCCAUGCUGCUUAAGGUGGCCAUGCAGCGAGCGAAGGUGUGUGUACGCUCUGUCACCAUGUCAGGUGAGAAUCACCUGAGGUUGGUGAAGGUCAAAGACAUGAUGCCAGAAAUUGCUGACCACGAAGCUGCCUAUCUGGACAACACUGGUAAAACCAGCGUUCUGUCCAAGGAGGACUGGUGGCAGCUGCUGGUAAGCUGUGUGCUGACGCUGUGUGAGGUGCAGCGCUAUGAGGAGGCGGAGCUGCUGGUGGAGUCCGCCAUGGAGUUCUACUCCUUCUACGACAACAAGCCCAGGAGGAAGGAGAUGGAGUUCUUCGGCCUGUCUGCCACCAUCCUCGACCACAACCACUGCAAGGCCUACAACUACAUCAGAUUGAUGCUGAUGGAAAAUGUGGAUCUGCCUCAGCUUUGGAAUAUUUUCAACCAGCUGACGAUAACUUCGCACCACCAGCGCCACCAUCGCUUCUGUCUGCGUCUGCUGUUAAAACAUCCCGACAAUCACGCCUUGUGCGUCCUCUGCGGACACAACGCCAUGGUGUCGGGGAGCUUCAAACAUGCUCUGGGCCAGUAUGUUCAGGCCUUCCAGACUCACUCCGACAACCCGCUCCACAGCCUGUGUGUGGGUCUCACCUUGUUCCAUAUGGCAUCUCAGAAGUAUGUGGCCAAACGACACGCGCUGGUCCUACAGGGUUUCUCCUUCCUGUGGCAGUACGUGGAGCUGCGUGGGGAGUGUCAGGAGAGCAUGUACAACCUGGGCAGAGCGCUGCACCAGGUGGGCCUCACACAUUUGGCCAUACAUUACUACCAGAAGGCACUUACACUCCCUGCAAAGAAACUGGAGGGUAUCCCGGACGAUCAGGUGGAUUUGAGGAGGGAGAUCUGUUUCAACCUCUCCCUCAUCUACCAGGCCAGUGGGAACAUGGAGAUGGCCCGCCAGCUCAUCAACACAUAUUGCAUCGUUUGAAAGUGCACACAAAUUCCUCAUCGCCUUUUUGAAAUUCAGAUUCGGUCCUUGCGAAUACUGCCUUGUUUAAAAAAGAAAAAAAUAUGGAGGGCUAAAAAUGAUUAAUUCAUACAUACAUAAAUACUGAAAUAAAUAUUUUAAUUAAAGGCUAAAACCUGAAGUGACUAAAAGUAAGCAAAUGCAUAGUGAAUAAAUACCAUUUUGGUAAUUAAUGACCAAAUAAAUAAAUGUGUCUAAUUUAUUUAUACUUCAUGCGAGUGAAAAUGUUAUUUUUCUAAUGAACUGACAUCUGCUACUUCCUCUGACCAGUUGUUACCAUCACGUUCUCCGUUUACACACAGACACAGAAAGUAAUAAAGGCAGCAUAGAAAUACAUAAAUAAAUAAAGGUGAAAAUGUCUGAAUAUACGAUUUAUUUAUUUUGCAAUUAAUUACCAACAAUUAUUCAUGUAGUUAACAGUGAAUUUAUUCAUUUGUGUGUUCUUUUCAGCCUUUCCUCAUUUGUUAUUUCAUGAAUCUGAAUUUACGUCUGUGUAUUGUUUAUGAAUAAGGCAUUGUUUUUGCCCUCCAUCUGAAAAUGGGUCUUGAUGAGGCGAUGAUGAUGUGAUGUGUUCUCAUUGUAUUUACACAUUUCCAGAUUUGGAGUCAGUUCAAUCAGGUGCAAUAAGCUUCCCAAAUAUGCUCACAUCAUAAUCACUUUUAUGGAAACAAUCUGAGCGUGAAGGAAUGAUUUUUGACCUGUUUUUCAGACCCCACACCCCCAUACCCCCCACCCCCCAGACUCUGCUGAUACUGGAUUUCCUUGUGUAGAAUUAACUUGUGUGUAUUAUUCUGUAUGUGUGCUCAGUCCUAAUGCUAUUGUAAAAUAAUCAUUUUCAACCGAUGAUACUGCUAAACCCACUUUGUAAAGACAAUUCUAUUUAUGAUAAGCAUUGCACUGUAAUAUGUUUAUAUAUUUUUAAAGCAUAAAUAUAAGCGUGAAGUUGCUUUGUC